CAUAAGUGUCAACUUAACCUCUAAUAAUUUCUUAGAGGUUAGAAUUAUAGUUCAUAAAUCAUAACUGAAGAUGUUCGCCUUAAUUUGUGUUUUGCAGAAUUAAAAUCAAAUAGUUUUCCAAUUACUUGAAAAAAGCCAAAAUGAGUGAAUCAAAGGAAAUACUACCUUUACCGCAAAAGAGGCAUUAUCGUCAAAGAGCUCACUCGAAUCCUAUAGCAGAUCACUGCUUUGAUUACCCUAAACAUCCAGAUUUGAUGGAUUGGUCUACAUAUUACCCAGAAAUCAUAAAAGACAAUUCUAACACUAAACAAGUUGAGUUUGCUGAUAUAGGAUGUGGAUAUGGAGGAUUAUUGGUUACUCUAUCACCAAUGUUUCCUGAAAGUUUAAUGAUUGGAAUGGAAAUUCGAGUUAAAGUGUCGGAUUAUGUUAUUGAUCGUAUUAAAGCUCUGAGAUCGCAAUAUCCAGGACAAUAUCAAAAUAUCGCAUGCUUACGAACAAAUGCCAUGAAAUAUUUACCUAAUUUUUUCAGAAAGGGACAGUUGAAGAAAAUUUUCUUCCUCUAUCCUGAUCCCCAUUUUAAAAAGGCAAAACACAAAUGGAGAAUCAUUAAUCAGUGUUUACUUGCUGAAUAUGCAUAUGUAUUAGGUGUAAAUGGAGUAGUGUAUACAAUAACGGAUGUGAAAGAACUACAUGAAUGGAUGGUUGCACAUUUUUCUGAGCAUCCUUUAUUUGAAAGGAUAAAUGAAGAAGAAGCGGUUGCUGACCCAAUUGUUGAAAAAUUAUAUGCUUCUUCAGAAGAAGGUCAAAAAGUCACAAGAAAUAAUGGUGAUAAAUUUCUUGCUAUUUUUAGAAGAUUAGAGGAUCCUUAUGACAGUAACUAAUAUAUUUUUUAAUAAAAUAAUUCAAAAAAAUAUUUGUUGUAUACUAUCCUUCAUCAGAAAUUUAAAUGUCUCAGAUACAUCUUUGAUUUGGGACUUAGCAAAAUACUUCUUAAGUUCAUUUAUGUCAGUCUUCUUU
Molecule: messenger RNA, 1017 nt
Organism: Harmonia axyridis
Lineage: Eukaryota; Metazoa; Arthropoda; Insecta; Coleoptera; Coccinellidae
Product: tRNA (guanine-N(7)-)-methyltransferase
Exons: 4
Coding region: 141-881 (246 amino acids)
Biological process (GO): RNA (guanine-N7)-methylation; tRNA methylation
Cellular component (GO): tRNA methyltransferase complex
Molecular function (GO): tRNA (guanine(46)-N7)-methyltransferase activity
Source: RefSeq, a predicted model, not a curated record